Daphnia pulicaria is the source of this 1501-nucleotide messenger RNA. Its product is annotated as sin3 histone deacetylase corepressor complex component SDS3-like. Lineage: Eukaryota; Metazoa; Arthropoda; Branchiopoda; Diplostraca; Daphniidae. The record is from RefSeq and is a predicted model, not a curated record. Gene Ontology annotation, molecular function: histone deacetylase binding. The transcript is spliced from 8 exons. Gene Ontology annotation, biological process: negative regulation of transcription by RNA polymerase II. Gene Ontology annotation, cellular component: Sin3-type complex. The coding region runs from base 193 to 1353 and encodes 386 amino acids.
UAGUGUCGGUUGGACUGGGGGGAAAAUUCGUUCGUUUUUGUUGUAAAAGAAAAAGGUAUUUUGGGGAAAUUGUGACAAGUUAGUGUUAGUGGUUGUAUGUUCAUUUCAUAGGAAAUUUACAGCUCGUCUGCUGGUUGGGAAAAAUCAAUAUAGGACACGUUUUGUUCAGUUUUAAGUGUGAGAAAGACUGUUAUGGGAGAAAUGGCAUACGUGGGGUCUCCAUCACGGGGAUCGUCCAGUUUCCCCUACAGUCGCACAGCUCCAAGCCUUGUCGAAGAAAUCAGUGCUGCACAGUUCUCUAAUGUUAGAGGUAUUGAAGAAGAUCUAGCUCUCAUCAGGCAAGGUGAGAGAGCGCAACUACAGCCUAGUGAUGAAGAUACUGAAGAUGCCAGUGAAACAGACCAACAGAAAAAGGAAGAUGAGUACACGGAAAUGAGAGAACAGAUUUACCGUGACAAGUUGGCCUAUUUGAAACAACAGUUAGAACAACUUGAACAAGGCCUUCAUCCUGAUUAUCUGAGAAAAUUAAAGAAGCUGGAAACAGUCUACAAAGACAGACUGCUGCUAAAUGAAGUGUGGAAGGACUAUGAAAUGGUAAGAGCAGAAGAGGAAUAUAUCAGCGAAAAACAGUCGGCUUCCCGAGAACUGGAAGAUAAAAAAAUCGAGCUUCAAGAAAAUCUUAUUUCCGAGCUGGAAGAGAAGAAGCGUCACGUAGAAACGGAACGAAUUACCAUUGAGCUCACAGGAGACUCCAUGGAAAUCAAAGCGCCAACAACAAGAAAACUACGUCGUCGUCCUAACGAUCCUGUCAACGUCAACUCCUCCUCAGGCCCUUCUGACAAAAGAAGGAAGUUAGCCCCUGCUCAAUUGGCUUAUCUUCUUGAUGAGAAUGAUGUUGUGGAUGAUUUAAGAGCUAUUGAACGUGGUGCAUCUGGAGCCGCACCAACCAAGACCUCGGCAGGUGGAAAUGGACCCUCGACAGUUCGAGGAACUAACAAUGGCAUUUCAAAUAGACGGAGCAAUUACAGUUCCCCAGCUAGACAAUCUGACCAGUCACCAUCAAGAUCCCCAGUGCACGGCCAAUCUUACGGCUACUCCGGUUGGAACAGCGGAGAGAAUCAAGCAACAUUCGAGGCUCGAGUUGAAGAUGGAAAGCUUUUUUACGAGAAAAGAUGGUACCAUCGAGGGCAAACGGUUCAAGUUGAAGGCAAAAAGGCCCGUUUUGCAGGUGUAAUUUCCGCAAUCGGAACCGAAGCGAUUUGGGUGCGUCGUCCAGCAGAUGGAGGCAAAGUAAAAAUUUCCAUCUGGCAGCUUUGCCGAGGAAAAUAUACCCUCGGCCGCAAAGCUCCGUAAACUAAUUAACAACGGCAUCAUCUACUCAUUUAUUUUGCGUGUAUGUGUGUGUACGAAAUUGUUAAUUGUGACUUUAAUUCCCGAUUACAAAGGACAGCGUUUUGUUCCGCUCCUACGGUAUCUAUUUAGACCGAGGAAAGCAAUAUCA